Ruditapes philippinarum (Manila clam) is the source of this 1323-nucleotide messenger RNA. RefSeq lists its product as uncharacterized. The record is from RefSeq and is a predicted model, not a curated record. NCBI's taxonomy places the organism in Eukaryota, Metazoa, Mollusca, Bivalvia, Venerida, Veneridae. The coding region runs from base 151 to 744 and encodes 197 amino acids. The transcript has 4 exons.
AAAAAAGAAAUAUAGGUUAAAUAGGUUAAGAAAUAUAGGUUUGACUACAGACCACAAUGUUUUGACAUCUGAAAGUUGACAAGAUAUCGAGAAUUCAAAACCACAAAUUAUGUGUUGAUUUAUAAUUAUCUACGUGAAUUAAUAGUGACUAUGUGUGGUGAAAAACUAAACGUUGAAGACAUUCUGUUUGUUACAAGAGCUGUGUCGGUGGCAUAUGGGUAUGCUGCGUUGGCAUGCACGUGCGCGGGAGGAUUUACACUAUACUACGCCGCCCCGGUCAUUACGUUUCCUUUUGCUACAGGGUCUGGAAUAUGGACGGGGGUUUUUACGUUCGUUAUAUUUAUACUGGGUAUAAAAAUAGUCAAGGGGUAUGAACCAAAUUACCCGGAGACGUCUAAAGGAAAAGUUAUAGCAUUAUGCUGGUUAAUCUCGAUGGACUAUUUAUUUGGAAUUCUCCAUGUAAUUUUCUCGGCUGUUGGAUUUUCGUACUGUAGCAAUGGGUUAAGAAUCGGAGGAAAUUAUUGUAACGAAGAGGAGCGACCGAGGCUUUUACUGAUGGAAAGUUUCAAUAUCGCAUUUGGAUUAGUAAUAGCUCUUGUUUCACUGUCUAUGACCAUGUAUCUAUCAUCGAGAAAAAGGAUAAACAUUUUAGCUGGAGUUCCAGCGGAGGAGGAAGUAAAGGUCACGUGCUGCGGUGGACUGUGCACAUGUAUGAUCAGAAGCGGAAAGACGUAUUAUGAUUAGUUGGGUUGGUUAUACGUAUGUGUUUUUGGUUCAUAUUUGUGCCAUAACAUUACAAACAGUUUGGUGCAAUAAUUUUGUUUUUGGUGCGAAUGUUUAGAGUAACUGUUGUUGAAACUAUACAUUUUUACAUUUUGGAUUAACCACUGGAUUAUCUUAUGCCGUUCUAAUGGUGUUUGUACCGUGUUGUUAUAAUUUAAAGUGUCUAUAUACAUGUAUGUUGUGACAUCUAGAAAGGAUAACUUUCCUUUUUUGUUCCAGCAUUUUUGUUUUUGAAAAAUGCGUUAAUUCAAAUAUCAUAGAAUGCGUUUCGCCUUCUUUCUUUUUAAAGAAAAUUCGUAUUCAAGCAAUGGUCAUAAUAUUACUGCGUUUAAACAUAUACUGACCAAUCUAUUUACCAAAUUACGAAUUUUACAGGCGUGUUUAAUCAAGAGCUUUUGGUAUAAUAAAUAUCUGUAAUUCGCUUGCACAGUGUAGGGUUCAACAUAACGUCUUGAUACAACUGUUCGUGCUCAUGUAUAAAUGUGGAGAUGUCCAUUGCCGGAUUAAUUCUUUUCGUCAAUAAAACUUUAAGUAACUGUA